AUGUGGCAUUCUUAUAUGCAAGAACCAUUGAAUUAUGUUGCUGAUUGUGUUCGAAUUAUUGGCUACGUCAUCUAUCAUUCUCCAUGGUCAAUCAAUAAGGAUGAUACAAAGAAUAAAACAUGUAUUCAAGCGAAUAAACUUUGGAAAGAUGAAUUUAAAGUUGAUUUAAUGAUAGAUCAUCUAUUUAAUACAAUUGAUGACAAAUUUGACAACAACUUUUAA
Molecule: messenger RNA, 222 nt
Organism: Rotaria sordida
Lineage: Eukaryota; Metazoa; Rotifera; Eurotatoria; Philodinida; Philodinidae
Source: the annotation of a GenBank genome assembly